This is a messenger RNA of Botrytis cinerea B05.10, 1282 nucleotides long. RefSeq lists its product as hypothetical. The record is from RefSeq and is a predicted model, not a curated record. The transcript has 3 exons. The coding region runs from base 153 to 1118 and encodes 321 amino acids. NCBI's taxonomy places the organism in Eukaryota, Fungi, Ascomycota, Leotiomycetes, Helotiales, Sclerotiniaceae.
GGUCUUACAGGCUCGCAACUUUCUUUAAUCACACUUGAGAAAUAAGAAUCUCCUAUCGCCAGGGCUCAAUUGAUAUCGAUUCCCUUUGUCGUACUCUCACCUUAGAUAUUCCACCCAGAAAGGAUUCCUCAACGGGUAUUAAAAAAGCAAUCAUGUCUAAACGGAACCAUUUUCAUCAUUACUCCCGCUCAACGGAGCCACCAGAAAUUAUCCGACGUCAUCAUCGAAACCUGCCAGGCCGCGCGGUGCAGAUCGGUCGUAUCCGUGCCGGUGCCCACUAUAAACGCUUCAAAGAAAUCGUCGCCGAAGUAGAAGAAAAAAGUAAGAGGAAAUGUGCCGAGAAGCAUCUCUACUGGAUAAGUCGAAUUAUCACCAAAUCCUGCACAAACAUAGGUCAAGACGGCAAACCCGAUCCUAUAAUCGAAUGGCCGAAAAGUGUCGCAUUGCUCGAAGGAUUUUUGUUCCUCCGCAAAACGUUUCCCGAUGCAGAGGAAUUUGCAUACCGAAAACGGGGACCCAGAAAGUCCGGGAAUUUGGUGGCUUUUGCACGGAAUAGUAAAGAAAUUGCGAAAGGAAUGGCAAGGAGACUUAAUUGGUAUGUACCGGAAGAUGAUAAGAAUGGGCAAAAAGGUCCGUAUGACCACGAUGAAACUAUCCUUCAACCUGAACCCAUGACACUCCACAACGAGGCAUCUAGAAAGGCAAAAGCUGCCGAAGAAGCUGCCAAAGAGGCAGCCGAGAAAGCAGACGAGGAACUGAAAAGACUACUGAAGCGAAACCGAUAUAAAACCGAACGAGAUGAGAAGAAGCGCAGUAUCAAAGACAAGAAUCCUACAAAUCCUUACGCACGCGAAAGAAGAGAAGACGAGGAAAGUAUUGUUACAGAUAGCGAUUUUGUGGGUAACUAUAGAGAUAGAAAUGAGGCGGAUAAUGAUCCACCUCCUGAGGAAAAGCCAAGGGUUCAUCGCUAUUAUUAUGAUUCCGGAUAUGGAUCUUCUUCUUACUCGGAUUCGGAUUCGGACUCAAGUACAAGCUCUAUGUAUCCACAAUCUGUGAGAGAUAUCUACGGUGGGAGAAGGAGACAUUAUAAGAGACGUCGCAGGCAUGAAUAUUAUUGAAAUUCUCAUCGUCUGUUUCAUUAUAGGAGCGAGGAUAGUAGUGAUAUGGGGAGAGAACCGAUCGUUCAUAACUAUCCUCCGCCGCAUUGUGGGUGGUCUAGGCACGGGUAGUCACCUAUUUGAUUCUUGACGUCUUAACGAGAGGGCUGUAAAUCAUCUGGAUA